UUGUAGCCCAAGUCUUCUAUCAAGGUGUUUUGUGUCAAGAGAAACCCGUGCAAUCCCUUGCUGAGGCCACAUCCGUAUUGGAAGAAGCUCGAGAAAGCCCUGUCUGCAAGGGAGCAAUGUGUAAACAAGAAUUCAAGCCGCUUUCCUCUCGGCUGACCGCACAUCAUCGAGCUGAAGCAAACACUGCUGGACGAUCCGUGAUCAGCGUACGCUGCUUCGGAAAAGUUUCUUCUGAAGGCUCAAGUUGUGCAGAAUGCAAGUCCCUUAGGAAAGCGUUACUGACAAGAAAGUCGUACAUUAACUGUCGUGUACACCUGCCUGUAAAGAAAACCCUUUCUUCACGACUGACGCAACAAAAGAAGAAGACAGCACGUCUUCAAAAUCAGGCAUGUGUGCUUAAGAAAAAGUUGAGUGUCAUGCUUGCCAAGAAUGUGGCAAUCGCAGAAGAAGAUUUCAAUGCAAAAGUAGCUCUCCUACCAGAGAAGCAGCGUGAGGCAACUCUCCACAUAUUCAAAGCUUCUUCACGGAAGAGUACUAAAGGCAUGAUAUUUUCAAAUGAGUGGGUGCUCGAAUGUUUGAUUAUGAAGCUGAAAAGUGCAAGGUUGUAUGAGCACUUGAGAAAAGAAAAAAUCUUAGUUCUCCCCAGUAAGACUACGCUUCGCAAAUAUUUAAAAUGCUACAGAACUGGGUUUGGAUUUAGCAAUAAAAUCUUUGAUGUGCUGAAGCAAAAGACUUGCACUAUGGACGAGUUUUUAUGCCAUGGAGGACUCAUCGUGGAUGAACUGAAACUCUCGGAGCACCUCUCAGUGAACAGUGAAGGCCGCAUUGAUGGCUUCGUUGACUUGGGACAGUUUACGUCUGACAAAGAUAAGCACAGUGUCUGUGAUCACGGUAUGGUGAUAAUUUUUGUGCCCUUUGUUGGCAAAUGGACGCAAAUACUCGCUGCAUUUGCGACUCAUGGAAACAUAAAUGGGAACCUGCUGACGAAGAUAAUGCUUGAAGCCGUCAUUUUAGCUGAGAAGGCCGGACUCAAGGUUGAUUUCAUUACGUCUGAUGGUGCCACUUGGAAUCGGAAAAUGUGGUCUGUGAUGGGCAUCAAAGCAUCACUGACAGAAACGAAAUGCAGCACAUUGCAUCCAGUGGACCCAACGCGCAAACUCCAUUUUCUGUCGGACUUUCCUCACUUAAUUAAGUGCCUGAGGAAUGGACUACUAAGGUCGGACUACGAAACACCUGAGGGCCGGGUAUCUUUACAAUUCGUACGCAAAGCUUUGGAACUGGAUGGUUGCAGUGUCACAUUGCAGGCAAUGCAUGGAAUCACCGGAAGCCACACGAACCCCAACAAUUUUGAAAAGAUGAGAGUAUCUUUAGCUUUUCAGCUUUUCGGAGAAAAAGUGAUUCAUGGUCUGCAGCUGUACAAGUCAGGAAUUGAAGAUACCUGUGGUGACAUCACAGCUACACUAAAGUUUUUCAAGAUCAUCCAUGACCUUGUGCAAAUGAUGACUUCACGAUUUCCAGCUGAAGCGCUGCGCCCAAGUUCAGCAAGUGUUGAGAAGUUGCGAUCGUUUCAGGAGUAUCUUUCAUCAUGGGAAGACCACACGAAGGGGCAGAAAGGAUUCCUGAGCCAGUCAACAGCAGCUGGGCUGCGAGUGACAGUGUCAAGUGUGCUUUCUUUGCUUCAGUAUCUCACUGAGAAACUAGGCUACAGGUACUGUUGA
Rhipicephalus microplus (southern cattle tick) is the source of this 1718-nucleotide messenger RNA. RefSeq lists its product as uncharacterized. The record is from RefSeq and is a predicted model, not a curated record. Lineage: Eukaryota; Metazoa; Arthropoda; Arachnida; Ixodida; Ixodidae.